Messenger RNA from Plenodomus lingam JN3, 3393 nucleotides. The record is from RefSeq and is a predicted model, not a curated record. Lineage: Eukaryota; Fungi; Ascomycota; Dothideomycetes; Pleosporales; Leptosphaeriaceae.
AUGGACGACAACCAGCCGGAGCAUCAGCCGCCGCCCAUGGAGCAGCAGCAACAGCAGCAGCAGCCACCAGAACAACAGGGCACAGCAAUGAUGCCAGACGCAACCUCAGACGCAGACAAAGUGAGCUCUCCUCGUCCACCCAACAAGAGACCCGCUGACGCAAAUGUCUCCCAGAUUCGCGCAAAGCGACUGGCCAAACUAGGAGGCCCAUCUACAGCACCAGCGCCAGCAUCAACACCAACAACACCAGCAUCACAACCCCAACCCCAACCCCAAGCCUCACAGACACCGAACCCCUUCGCUCAGCUGGGCAUCAAGACCGACGACGCCCCCAAACCUCGCAUCACCAUCAAGCAAAAGCCCGCCCAAUCGUCGAGUAGUGAUCCCACAACGCCCCAGGCCGCAGCAAAGCCCGCCCAGUUUAGCUUGGAAUCAUGGGAGGACUAUACCAUAGGAGCCAUCUUCAGGAUAACGCUGGAUCCUAGCCGAAGACAGGAUGCGCAUGGGCACCAGCUUCAUCAUGUUGCAGGCGCGAGGAGCGAUCUCGAAGACGAGGGCAAGUCGCUGCGCUUCACCACCGACAUGUUGGACUCGGCCAUAGUAGAGGCAGCCUCAAGCCAUUCGCAGGGCACCGCCUUGGACUACCUGCUGGGUUGCUGGAAGCGUGUGUCGAGGCAGCUCAAGAGCAUAGCCAAUAAGAGCGACCCCAAGUACGAGAUUCUCAAGGAAGCUCGCCGGCUGUGCUUCAGUUACUGCAUGUUUGCUGCGACCAUGCCAGACAUGUUCGGCGAAGAAGCCCCCGCACAGAAUGCCCUGGCAGAUCGCUUGCUCCUUGGACCCGACGACGAGCGAGGCAUCUGCUACGACUUCCUCACCGAGGCCAGCCUACGCAUCAGCGAAGAGGACAGUAUCAAGGAGGCUCUGGUGGAAGCCAUGGAGGACAUAAGUAGCCGGUUGGCCCAGGUCUCGAUGAAUGGGGACUACAAGCCGUACAUGCUGGUGCUGCGCGUCUUCAUUCGCUUUCCUCCGCUCGUCGCUGCCUUGGCACAGUCGCCCACCUUUCUCCGCACCGAGAUUGAGGCGCAAGAAAUCGAAACCCAUACCUUACUCGGCCCCUUCUUUCGCCUGUCGCCAAUGCAGGCCGAUGUCGCACUCAAUUACUUUUCCGGCUCCUCGGGCACGGACAAGGGUCUGAUUGCAAACGCACAGCGAGCGGUUCGCAUGACCUUGCAGACCCACCAGGAGGAGUUGCUUGACAUUGUCAACGCUUUCAUCAAGAACAAAGAGUCCCGUGAGAAGAUGCUCAACUGGUUUGCCUUGACAGUCAACAGGAACCACAAGCGGAGGGCUAUGCAAGUGGACCGAACCUCCGUCUCGUCCGACGGUUUCAUGGUCAAUGUCACCGUCAUCCUGGACCGCUUGUGCGAGCCCUUUAUGGAUGCUACCUUCUCUAAGAUUGAUCGCAUCGACAUUGACUAUCUACGCCGGUCUCCACGCGUUGACGUUUCGGAUGAAACCAAGAUCAACGCUGAUCAGAAGACGUCGGACGAAUUCUACCAGACCACAGUGCCCGGCACCAACAACUUCAUCAGUGAAGUCUUCUUCCUGACGGUAGCUGCUCAUCACUAUGGUACUGAAGCUGCCAAUGCAACGUUGUCUACCUUGCAAAAGGACAUCAAGUGGCUAGAGAAGGAGCUCGCCAAGAUGGAGCCUGAGCGAGUCAAGUACAUGUCGAAUCCAGUGCGACUGCAGCUAUUCGACCAACACAUCAUCAAGGUCAAGGCGGAGAUCCAGAGGGGCAGAUGUAGCAUGCUUUCUAUUCAAGGCGUGCUGCUCGAUGAAACUACCCAAGCGCGGUCCAUGCAGUUCAUGCGCUAUGUCAUCGUCUGGCUCUUGCGGCUAGUGACACCAGGUGCAUCGUUUCCUGAGCAUGAGCUGCAACUGCCACUUCCCGAAGAACAGCCUCCAGAGUUCCAAUGUCUGCCCGAGUAUUUCGUCGAAGACAUUGUCAGCAACUUCAAGUUCAUCACCCGAUGGAUGCCGCACAUCAUCACCACCACGCAGUGCGAGGAAAUCGUCAAGAUCUGCAUUGCCUUGCUGAGAAGCUCCGAGUAUAUCAAGAACCCAGGUAUCAAAGCCGGCUUCGUCACCAUCCUUUUCUAUGGUAUAUGGCCUAUCCCAGGACGGUCCAAGGGUGUCUUGGGAGACACGUUGUAUGGAAAUGAUUUUUCGAUGAAGCAUCUAUUGCACUCGCUUAUGAAAUUCUACAUUGAAUGCGAGAGCACUGGUACCCACACGCAGUUUUACGACAAGUUUAAUAUCCGGUACGAGAUCUUCCAGGUGAUCAAGUGUAUCUGGCCGAACACCAUCUACCGGGAGAAUCUCGCGACCGAAGCUCGUGUCAACCUCGACUUCUUCGUGCAGUUUGUCAAUCUGCUCCUCAACGAUGUCACGUUCGUCCUAGAUGAAUCUUUCACAGCGUUCAAGGAGAUCCACGAAGUCUCCAAGCUCCUCAAGAAUCCCCCACCAGACAUGGACGAUGCCGCUAGACAAGCACAGGAAGAGAAGCUUGCCGGUGCGCAAAGCAAAGCCAAGAGCUACAUGCAGCUUACCAACGAAACUGUGGCCAUGCUCAAGCUCUUCACCGAAGCCCUGGCCGAUUCCUUCACCAAGAAGGAGGUCGUCGUCCGCCUCGCACACAUGCUCGACUACAACCUUGAAGCCCUCGUCAGCCCAGACAAGCGCAAAGACCUGCAGGUUGACAAUCCCGAAGACUACGGCUGGAACCCACGUACGAUGCUGCAGGAAGUGUCGGACGUGUACCUCAAUCUGCGCGACAAGCAAUCCUUCAUCGACGCCGUCGCCACAGAUGGCCGUUCCUACCGCUCCUCGUACUGGGACGAAGCCUACCGGAUCCUACAAAAGCUCUCGCUCAAGACGCCCGAAGAGUUGGCGCAAUGGCAGGACAUGGGCCAGCGCAUCGCCGCGGCCAAGCAACAGGCCGACAUGGUCGAAGCCGACCUCGGCGAAUACCCAGACGAAUACACGGACCCGAUUCUCGCCACGCUCAUGGAGGACCCCGUCAUCCUGCCCAUUAGCAAGCAGGUGGUCGACCGCAGCACGAUUCAGAGCCAUUUGCUGAGUGACCCGCAUGAUCCGUUUAACCGCACGCCGCUGAAGAUUGAGGACGUCAUUCCGAAUACGGAACUCCAGGCUGAGAUUCAGAAUUGGAAGGCCAAUGUGCUGGCGGAGAAGAUGGCGGAGAGGAAUAGGGCGGCUGAGGCUGCGAGGGGUGGUGGUAAUGUGGACGCAGGUGUGGAUGCAGGUGCGGAUGCGGGGGCCGGUGCCGGGGCUGCUGCUUCUGCGCAGCCAGAGCACAUGGAUACCUCUUAG